UUAUCGGAUUGAAAAUCAGAGAGACGUAGACACACACACACACACACAAACACCAAACAGGGUUUAUGACUUGGAGUAAGAAGCAAGAAGCAAGGGAAAAUUUGAAGCUUCACGAUGCCGCGCUCGUUUUUGGUCAAAAGCAAAAAGUCCUGGUCUUAUAAUGCGCACCGUUCCGUGGACGCGGGUCCAAACGACGAACAAGCCAACACAGCUCCAGAACCUGCCCCAUCAGAACCAAAGGAGCCAGACUCUCCCAAGAGGAAGCCACUGGAUCUUGUCACAGAACCUGUUCACACAGACCCAUACUCUUAUGUGAAGCGGGAAAGCAAACCGGAGUGUCCCUUCCCGCUGCGCCCCGAGCAGUCAGUCAUAGCUGGCCAGCCUUAUUACAUUUCUGAGCCUCAGAUGGCAGAAUUCCCUCCCUACUAUAAGCCACCCUAUGCCUGGGAGACCCUGCCUUCUCCGUAUGACUUCAGGCAGCUGGGAUUCCACUCAUCCCUCCUACAGCACACAAGUAACCUCUAUGGGUCUGAAUUCAAGCAAAGCCCAGAAGAUCAACAGCCUCUGGAUUGCAGUACACACUACUCACCUACCUCCGAUACCUACCACUGCAUCACCUGUGACAAGGUGUUCUCAACUCCUCAUGGCCUGGAGGUCCACGUGAGACGUUCUCACAGCGGAACGCGACCCUUUGGUUGCAGCAUCUGCAGAAAAACCUUCGGGCAUGCCGUCAGCUUAGAGCAACACAUGAACAUCCACUCUCAGGAAAGAAGUUUCGAGUGCAAAAUGUGCGGGAAGACGUUCAAACGUUCCUCAACCCUGUCUACACACCUGCUGAUCCACUCAGACACUCGGCCAUACCCCUGCCAGUACUGUGGCAAGAGGUUUCAUCAAAAAUCCGACAUGAAGAAACAUACCUAUAUCCACACAGGUGAGAAGCCACACAAGUGCCAGGUGUGUGGCAAGGCGUUCAGCCAAAGCUCCAACCUCAUCACGCACAGCCGCAAACACACGGGCUUCAAGCCUUUUGGCUGCGAGAUCUGCUCCAAGGGCUUCCAGAGGAAAGUGGACCUCCGCAGACACCAUGAGAGCCAGCACGGCCUCAAGUGACCUAAAGUGAGGAAGGUGGACAACAGGCGGCAAGAAGGCCAGGACAGUGAGAAAUUAAAUAAGAAGAGGACAACAGAGAUAUAAGUCAGUUAUGAAUCAUGAAUCACCUCUUCAAAAUCAAUAUUAACUGAAGUAAUUAUUUAUUUGCCAUGUCCCUCUAUACCCAUAAGUAGGGCUUUUGGUAAAUUUUGGCUCCCUUGGCAGGAUAAUGCAAUGCUCACCCAUACCCUCCAUUGGUGUGUAUUUCGUUCUACAGGAUCCAUCUACCUGUGGCCCUUGAAAGCAUUUUAAACAUGGUUUAAAAUGGUAACGCUUUAGAAAAAGAUUAAUGAGUGGUAAUGUUUAUGAAUAAAAUAUUCACUGAUAUUUUAUAUAAAUAAUAUUUAAGUGAGUUGUAAAUUUAUCCAAACACAUGUAAUAUUUAUGAAAUGUGUGGUGUUACUUAUACUCAGAAGGACAGCGAAUAUGUGAAUAAAGUUUUUUUUUUCUUUAUAAACCAAAACAGCUUCUAAUCAAUCAAAUGAAAACACAGUAAAUGUGUAACCUUGGAGUGAUUUGGCAAAUCAAAAGCAGAAUGUCAUAUAUGGACAUGUGUAAACGUAUAAGUUCUCUCGCUAACCUAACAGCUGAAAUUGAAAUGAAAGACAAAAUUGGCCUGGAAAGGUUGUGCUGAGUGUGUUUGUUUUCGCGUGUCCGCCCUGUAGAGGAUCCGGAUGCUUAGUUCCCGUUGGCUUUGCAGUCGUUGGUGAAGUCUUUUGCCAGAGGCAAGGUGAAAUCUCUGUGAGCUAGAGUGUCAUAUGAAUGUGUACCUGGAACUCUGGUAUGCAAAUUACCUGCCGAGCAGGUUUGUAAACUUCAAGGGACUGAAUAAAUGGACUUCACAGCCUGGUGAAAAAGGGGAGGGAAAAAUUAGCUUUAACAUAAAUUCCAUUAUACUUCUCUUUAAAUACUAAAAAUACACACACACAUACAUACACACACACACACACAGACAGACACACACAAGCCAGGAGUGUUUGACUUCCAGGAGGGUGACUCACGUAAAAGAUUUACAUAUGUUAGAUUUUUUAGUAAACUGACAGUACAAACAAGGGGAUAAAAAAAAUCACAUGAGCUUUAGUCCUCUGAGAGUUCUGGAUAAGAAUCUUGUGUUAGCACAAGCGCUUUAGUCCCACUGUUAAAGAACAGUAAGAGAGAGAUUUACAGACACUCCCGUCACUCCCAUCAAUCCAGCUCCAGCUGCUUUGACAAACAAAUUCUUGAUGACACCGCUACACACGCACAGGCUUUCUCAAACAAAAGAGACAGUUAGGAAAAUCCCACAUCAGCACGAUACGUCCUUUUCAGACGCUCAAUUUCCUUGUCAUGGUUUGGACUGUUAUUUGUAGCAACUGUAGUGCAACUAUGAUUUUUUUUUUUAAAAAUUGAUUACAUUGGCAAUUCUUCUAAAAAGAAAAUUUAAUAAAACCACUAUCUGA
Molecule: messenger RNA, 2588 nt
Organism: Ictalurus punctatus (channel catfish)
Lineage: Eukaryota; Metazoa; Chordata; Actinopteri; Siluriformes; Ictaluridae
Gene: gfi1b
Product: growth factor independent 1B transcription repressor
Exons: 7
Coding region: 115-1110 (331 amino acids)
Biological process (GO): regulation of transcription by RNA polymerase II
Molecular function (GO): DNA-binding transcription factor activity; RNA polymerase II cis-regulatory region sequence-specific DNA binding
Source: RefSeq, a predicted model, not a curated record